AUGAGUAUGCCACAGCCUCCUCAUAUUGCUCUGUUUCCUAGUGCUGGAAUGGGCCAUUUGAUGCCGUUCCUCCGGCUUGCGGCAAUGCUAGCAAAGCAAGGCAGCAUCGUCACGUUAAUUACAGGUCAACCCACCGUGUCCAUCGCGGAGUCGGACCACAUAUCGUCAUUCCUUCGCCACAAUCCCAAAAUCAAUCAUCUUGAACUCCAGCUUACUCCUAGCUUCCGGCAAGCUGAUUCCCCUCUUGUUGACCCUUUCUUUCAGCAGAUGCAUCUCAUCAAUCAGUCAACCAAUCUUCUCCCUCCGUUGUUAUCUUCAUCGUCUCCACCUUUUUCUGCUAUAUUUGUUGACUUCCUUGUGGUUGCCAAGGUUGCACCAGUUGCCAAAUCCCUCGACCUCCCUAUUUAUGUUCUUGCCACCUCCUCAGUCUCUUUCGUCUCGGUCAUGGCAUAUCUUCCAGUGCUGGCAUCGAACCCAGUUGAGUUCAACAAAACUUACCCUGAAGUCAAGAUACCGGGAUUGCCACCCAUGGCAAUGUCAAGCCUCCCACCGGUAUUCCAUGAUUCUAGUCAUCUUCUUACAUCGAUUAUUAUUACAAACUCUCCAGCUCUAUCAGAGGCGAAAGGAAUCUUGAUGAACACUUUUGAGUGGUUUGAAGCAUCUACACUUGCGGCUCUCAACAAAGAUAGGGCGAUUAAAAGCUUGCCGCCCAUUCUGCCCAUAGGGCCAUUACAACCAUAUCAUGUUCCACAUGAUGAUGACAGGGACCAAUACAAGUCAUGGCUGGAAAAUCAGCCAGCUGAAUCUGUGGUGUACAUAAGCUUUGGGAGCAGGACAGCGAUGUCCAGAGAUCAGAUACAAGAAUUGGAAAAGGGGCUGGAGAAAACCGGGUGGAGGUUCUUCUGGGUCCUAAAAACUAGUAAAGUAGAUAAGGAUGACCAAGAGGACGCGGAACACUUAUUGAACGAAGCCUUCUUGGAGAAAACAAAGAAUAACGGGUUGGUCAUAAAAGGGUGGGUGGAGCAGCAGGAGAUUCUAGGGCAUCCUGCCAUCGGAGGGUUCUUGAGCCACUGCGGGUGGAACUCGGUGAUGGAAGCAGCUCUACAGGGAGUCCCAAUGCUUGCUUGGCCGCAACAUGGUGAUCAAAGGCUUAAUGCACAAGUCGCGGAGGAUGCAGGAUUGGGAUUGUGGGAGAGGAACUGGGAUUGGGGUCCCAAUGGUAUUGUGAAAGGAGAAGAGAUUGAGAAGAAGAUUGUAGAGUUGAUGACAGAUAAGAAGCUGAAAGGGAGAGCCAAGAAGGUGAGAGAAGAGGCUAGGAAGGCUGUUGGGAGAGGUGGGAGCUCUGAUACGGUGAUCCGAGAGCUGCAACAUGGUGAUCAAAGGCUGAAUGCCCAUGUCGUGGAGGAUGCAGGAUUGGGAUUAUGGGAGAGGAAUUGGGAUUGGGGUCCCAACAGUAUUGUGAAAGGAGAAGAGAUUGAGAAGAAGAUUGUAGAGUUGAUGACAGAUGAGAAUUUGAGAGGGAGAGCCAAGAAAGUGAAAGAAGAGGCUAGGAAGGUUGUUGGGAGAGGUGGGAGCUCUGAUAUGGUGAUCUGA
Messenger RNA from Eucalyptus grandis, 1593 nucleotides. Its product is annotated as UDP-glycosyltransferase 13. The transcript has 2 exons. NCBI's taxonomy places the organism in Eukaryota, Viridiplantae, Streptophyta, Magnoliopsida, Myrtales, Myrtaceae. Gene Ontology annotation, molecular function: UDP-glycosyltransferase activity. The record is from RefSeq and is a predicted model, not a curated record. The coding region runs from base 1 to 1593 and encodes 530 amino acids.